AUGACGAGUGACAGAGCUCUUGGACUUGACUUGUCGCAACGACCAAGGUACUCUCAUCCGAGGAAACUAGCGUUCCGAUGCUUUGCAACUGUUCGCUCGGACAUUCACCAUACGGGUUCACCUCAAGACCCAUUUUGGCCUGAUCUACCUUUGCCCAAUGCAGUGCCGACUCCGUAUCAGAUCUUCAGACUGAAGAAAGACUCGCCAUACUCGAAGCGCAGGUUUUACGAACUCGUCAAAGUCUAUCAUCCGGAUAAGAAUGACCACGAGUCCGGGUCCUCCGAUACAAGUGAUCUACCUGGGUCAAUAAGGAUGGAGCGCUACCGUCUGGUAGUCACUGCCCACGAGAUCCUUUCAGAUCCUGUUAAACGGAGCGCUUACGACAAAUUUGGAGCCGGUUGGAAUGGCCAGCCAGAUCAUGGAGCCCCAAAAUACCACUGGGGGCAAAACAAUGAUAAAAGAUGGUCCGGCUUUGACACGAAUGAUUCCCCAUUCAGGAAUGCAACUUGGGAGGAUUGGGAAAAGUGGUAUCAGAGGGACAAAGCCAAGCAAGAGCCUGUCUAUUUCUCUAAUGGCGGAUUCUUGAUGCUUGUGCUCGCGGCCGUAUUUCUCGGUGGCUUCGGGCAAUCUAUCCGAGUUGGAGAGAAUAUGUUCCAAAGGCAAGUUGAAAAGGUUCAUGAUGAUGCCAGCAAAGCAAUUCGACAACGGAGGACAGAGUCCCAAGGAUUCGGAAAUAGAGAUGAGAGGUUACAAAGUUUCCUGAGAACGAGGGAUCCACACGGCUACGGGGUUACAGACCCGCUGGAAGAAAGCUAUCGGAAGCUCCUGCAACAGCCGGAGAUAUGCAUGAGCGACGUUAUCAAUCAAAGAGGUCAUGAUCAUGGUCAGGAAUCAAAGUCGUGA
Letharia lupina is the source of this 903-nucleotide messenger RNA. RefSeq lists its product as uncharacterized. The record is from RefSeq and is a predicted model, not a curated record. The coding region runs from base 1 to 903 and encodes 300 amino acids. The transcript is spliced from 2 exons. Lineage: Eukaryota; Fungi; Ascomycota; Lecanoromycetes; Lecanorales; Parmeliaceae.